GAACUUCCCCAGAGGCAGGGAAGUGCUGAUCCAGGGCUGAGGGUCAGCCCAGCAGAGGCAGGGCUGGUAGAAGGCUUGUCCCUGGAGCCACUGGGUCUGGCUGCAGGCCCGUCUGCUCCGACUGUAAAGUGCUGUGCGGACCAGACUGGCUGCAGCCCUCUGAGCCUUCCUUUGGGUCCAUCCUUCAGCACUUACUCCCCCAGUCUGGGUGCAUCUGGGCUGAGCUGGCCCCAGUGUGCUGCCCUCUGGUCCGCGCUGCUUGGCAUGUGGGCAGCGAGGGAGGGGAAUGCCCAGCCGCCCCAGGCUCAAGGGAGGGGCGGGGUCUCAGCCCAGAGGAGUGGGUUUGUUCUGAGCACAUGCAGCCCCUGAAUCCCCACGGCCCCUGGGCUCAGAAACCCCAGAGCGGGGCCUGCUGUGCACACUGGGGCUGGGAGGUGAGGCGCAGGCUGGCGGGGGUUGGCCAAGGAGCUCUGUGCCCUUGCCUGGUGCGGCUACAGCAUCUCACAAUGGGCCUGUAUGAACAGGAGGGGACAGAGAUUCCCAGCCGUAGGUGAGUGCUGGUAUCCCCACCUCACAGCCAGGGAACGGCGGGCACCCAGGGGACAAGGGAUGUGCCGAGGUCACACAGGGAGGAAGCAGAGGAGCUGGGAAGAGAACCCAGGAGUCCUGACCCCCCCAGGGGCGUGUUCUAAGCUCUUUCUGCCCCUCUGUCACAGAGUCUCCUCUGAGCACGUGGCCAGGCUUUGCUGGCAGGGCCCAGCAUCUGGGGCAGUUACAGCCCCACGGAGACGUCACAAAGCCAUGAGGUGCUGCAGCGUGAAGAGGGUCCCUCGUUCGGCUGCUGCUCAUUUCCAGCCCUGUGCCCCACCCCGAAGGCAGGCACCUGAAACUGGGCCAGGCUCAGGCAAAGCCCAGGGCUGGGUCGUGUCGAGGCCCCUGCACCUCAGUGAACGAGGCCCUGGGCUCAGGGUUGUAACAAAAUGUGUGCAUGGAUAGGAGGGCGGGUACGCCACGCGCAGCGCACAGGGGUCUGGGGCCCAGUGAGCAGAGGGGCUUAGCCAGGCGCCCCUGGAAGGCAGGUGGUUUGGAUCCUAGCACUGUGGUUUGUUCAUGACCCCCAGCCACGAUCCACCCUCUCCAAAGCCGCUCUACAGUGGUGAUGCCAGGAGACCACUUCCCCCACAGGCACACAAGAGGGAACCCCAGGCUGUGAAGGAGUCAGGGCUGCACCGGGGCCUGGGAGUGCUUUGGAAAGGCAAAGUUAUGGUGCUGCUACCCCCUCCCUGGGCCUAAACCCCCCAAACGGCCAGCGCAGCCAUGACCCCACCUUCCCAGGGAGGAGGGGCAUGCUCAAGAGUUGGCGUGGGGCACCACUCUGGCUGGCACUGAAAUGCUAACCCCAAAAUUGUCAUGUGCCAGCAGCCAACCCCUGCCUCCUGGCCCUUGCUCCCCAUCCCAAUCAGCACUGUGUUCCUGAGCACUGGGCUGCGCACAUGGGUUUGUUACUGUAGAGUUGCAUAUGAGAAUCUGAGUGUAGAUGCAAAUGUGAAUUUCCACGCAUGCAAAGGUUGUGUGGGAAGAUUUUGUGGGUGCAUUUCAAAGGCCUCUUAUCCACUCCAGGGGGUUAGUUUCCCUGCCUUGGCAGCUGCUGUCAGGGCAGCUUUUUAAUUAUCCAUGUGGCUGGUGCUGGCUUCUUCAAGGGCACCUCUGAGCCUCCAGGGCCCUUGUCAUACUCAGCAGGGAGAGGUGAGAGCUGAGCUAGGGCAGGCGCUGAUGGCCAAUCUGGCUAUAGCGAGGCCUCUCGGCUCAGUGCCUAGGGAAGGAGCCAGGCCAUGCGCACAGGGCAGUUGCUGGCCUGUGGGAAAAGCAGCCCCUUUACUGUCCCAGGUAAAAGCUGGUCCGAAAAGAACCUAGCAUUAAAAUUAGCCUGCUAACGCUCUCUGGACUCAGCAAAAGAGGUUCUCCUAUUUAAAUUCCAUUGCAACAUUAGCCAAUUUGAAAAAUGUUGUAGCCAAUCUAGUUUGUUAGAUUUCAGCUUAAAAAUCUAAUUGGCCCACUGGCAAAUUCAUAAAAGAGCCCCACAUCGACACUUAUAGCUGUGGCUUAUGCUGGGCAUUUCUGACCUCAUUGUGUGCCAUGUCAGGACAGCGGCCUUUGCCUAGAAUCCCACCCUGUGCAGCAAUUUCAUCGCUACUAUUAUUAAUUAAAUUGUAACGGGCUUCUUCUCCCCCAGUGGCUGGGCGGCAAGGGGUUGCGGUGCGCGAGAGAGGCUGAGGGAAUGGGAAACUGAAACAAAGGGUUCUUACGGCUGGUGGUGCUGUCCAACACCAGCUCCAGGGGAUUCACGGCACAGGCCGAGCCAGAGAGGAUGCUGCUCCAGAGGCAGCGUCUGCUGUUACCAUCCUGUCUACACAUCAGACAGUUCCCCGCCUCCCCAGCCCAGCUCCCCAGCAGCUGUGAGCACUGCCAUAGUAGUAACAUCUGGCCACCAAUCAGUGCCCCGCAACCAGCUGAUGUUGGAUAGGGGAAGAGGGCAAAUUGUUGGAUAUGGCCUAUAGGGUGCUGGGGAGUUCACUGGACGCACCUCAGCUUCCAUGGGCUCUGAUAACAAACAGCCCCCAAGCCCAGCGCAGGGGGACGUGAUAGGCCAAGGGGGCGAGUGAGCAAGGGAACCCCACUCCCCAUGGUGCCACCUGGAGGCGAAGUACCCAGGCAUGCUCCCCCCUCCACCCGUCACACCAGCUGUGCCCAACCCAGCUGCUGCCAGGGGCUGCUGGAGCCGAUAUGUAAGUGAGCCCUGCCCUCUGCUGGCCUCGCGGUGCAGGGAAGCCGUGCCAAUCCGGCCGGAUACACGCUAUCGAGAUGCCCAAGGCAUGAUGCCUGGUGCUCAUUCCCCCGGCGCCAGGCAGGAUGACCCAGCUGGACUCCGUGCACUCACUCCAGCGUCAAACAGGCGUGAGACCAGAACCAGGCCAGGGGUCCCCCGUCCAGCUGGGGUUUCCAAUCCAACCGGUGCCCUGUGCUGGAUGCGGAGCGCCAUGUGCUGGCCCGGUGCCGCGGCCCUGCUGCUCUGGGCAGGGCUGGGCCUGGCCCGGGACUACCCAUUCCGGGACCCCACCCUGCCCUGGGAGCAGCGGCUGGACGACCUCAUCGGGCGGCUCACCCUGGGGGAGCUGGUGCUGCAGAUGGCGAGAGGUGGCGCUAAGUACAACGGGCCAGCACCCCCCAUUGACCGGCUGGGGAUCAAGCCCUACAACUGGAACACCGAGUGCCUGAGGGGGGAUGGGGAAGCCCCUGGCUGGGCCACGGCCUUCCCCCAAGCGCUGGGCUUGGCGGCCUCCUUCAGCCCCGAGCUCAUCCACCGCGUGGCCAACGCCACUGCCACGGAAGUGAGAGCCAAGCACAACUUCUUCAUGUCCACGGGCAGCUACGGCGACCACACGGGCCUCAGCUGCUUCAGCCCGGUGCUGAACAUCAUGAGACACCCGCUGUGGGGCAGGAACCAGGAGACGUACGGCGAAGACCCGUUCCUGAGCGCAGAGCUGGCUGUGGCAUUCGUGCAGGGGUUGCAGGGCGACCACCCCCGUUACGUCAAGGCCAGCGCCGGCUGCAAGCACUUCAGCGUGCACGGGGGGCCCGAGAACGUGCCCGUCUCCAGACUCAGCUUUGAUGCCAAGGUGCAAGAGCGGGACUGGAGAAUGACCUUCCUGCCCCAGUUCCAGGCCUGCGUGCACGCUGGCUCCUACAGCAUCAUGUGUAGCUACAACAGGAUCAACGGCGUGCCCGCCUGCGCCAACAAGAAGCUUCUGACAGACAUCCUGCGGACAGAGUGGGGCUUCCAGGGCUACGUGGUGAGCGACGAGGGGGCCGUGGAGUUGAUCAUGCUGGCCCAUCGCUACACACACAGCUUCCUGGAGACGGCCAUCGCCUCAGUGAACGCUGGCUGCAACCUGGAGCUGUCCUUCAGCCUGACGGAGAAUGUCUUCAUGAGCAUCAGCGAGGCUGUGGCCAAGGGCAACAUCACGCUGGAGACGGUGAGGGCCCGGGUCCGGCCACUCUUCUACACACGGCUGCGGCUGGGGGAGUUCGACCCCCCUGCCAUGAACCCCUACAACGCCCUCGACCUGAGCGCCGUGCAGAGCCCCGCCCACAGGACCCUCGCCGUGGAGGCUGCCAUCAAGAGCUUUGUGCUGCUGAAGAACGAGAGGGGGACGCUGCCCCUCAGCACCCAGGCCCUGGCCGGCAAGCGCAUUGCGGUGGUUGGUCCCUUUGCCGACAACCCCAGGGUGCUGUUUGGGGACUACGCGCCCAUCCCGGACCCCCAGUACAUCUACACCCCCAGGAGGGGCCUGGAGACCCUGCCGGCCAACAUCACCUUCGCCGCAGGCUGCAGCGAGCCCAAGUGCCAGCGCUACUCGCCGGGCGAGGUGGAGGGAGCGGUCCGGGCAGCCGACAUCGUCGUGGUGUGCUUGGGCACAGGGACUGACCUGGAGACAGAGGCGAACGACCGACGGGACCUGUCCCUGCCCGGGCACCAGCAGGAGCUGCUGCAGGACGCCGUGGCCUGGGCUGCCGGGCGCCCCGUCAUCCUGCUGCUGUUCAACGCGGGGCCGCUGGACGUGGGCUGGGCCCAGGCCCACCACGGAGUGGGCGCCAUCCUGGCGUGCUUCUUCCCAGCGCAGGCCGCAGGCGUCGCCAUCCGCAAGGUGCUGCUGGGGGAGGAGGGGGCCAGCCCGGCGGGCAGGCUCCCGGCCACCUGGCCAGCUGGCAUGGACCAGGUGCCAGCCAUGGAGAAUUACACCAUGGAGGGGCGCACAUACCGGUACUAUGGGCCAGCGGCCCCGCUCUACCCCUUCGGCUAUGGACUGUCCUACACCACCUUCCUCUACCGGGACCUGGUCUUGAGCCCCACGGUGCUGCCCCUCUGCGCCAACCUCAGCGUCUCCGUGGUGGUGGAGAACACUGGGCAGAGGGAUGGCGAAGAGGUGGUGCAGCUGUACCUGCGUUGGGCGCAGCCCUCCGUGCCGGUGCCCCGCUGGCAGCUGGUCGGAUUCCGCCGGGUGCCCGUUGCCGCAGGGCGGGCGGCGAAGCUGCUGUUCCUGGUGACCUACGCGCAGCGUGCCGUCUGGGCCGAGCAGUGGCUGCUGGAGCCGGGCGCCUUCACGCUCUUUGUGGGCGGACAGCAGCCGGGCCAGGAGACACGUGCCAGCUCCGAGGUCCUGCGGGCGGAGUUCACGGUGACUGGCACCUCCCAACCCCUGAGCCACUGCUAGGGACAGGGACUGGAAUGGCAGCUGCUGCACCAGGGCUCCGGAUGCUCCAUGUACUGGGAUCUGCAGGGGGCUGGCAUGUGGCCGUAUGCGUUGGGAUUGGGAUCUGGCCUAGCACCCGGCUGGCUGUACCAGGAAGUGGGGGCACAUGGCUGUCUGUAUCAGGGUUGGGAGGGCCGGCCUGGCACCUGGCUGGCUGUACUAGGGGGGCCGCUCCGGCAGCUGGCUGGCCGUACUGGGGGGGCUGGGCCAGCACUUGGCUGGCUGUACUGGGGACAAUGGGAGCUCAUUCACUUGAUGCACAAUAAACUUUGCCCAGCGUUGACCCCUAUGGAAGCUGCAGCUGGAAAUGGGGGUGCUGAGGGACUAGGCUCCCCCAUCUUUCUCCUCCUGCCCGUGCCAGGGCCUGGCAGCGCUGUUCCCCACCCGCAGCCAUGCACUGCAGGCCAGCAGGGGGCACUGGAGCCAUGGCAAGGGUUGGAGGGGGUCGUGGCAGGAUUGGAUGGGCCAUGUGGCCACAUUGCAGCGAGAACUGAGCCCAAGGAGGGGGGCACCUGGGUGCUGGUUGAACCCCUGCUUUGUAGGAGCCUCCCCCCAGACCAGAGGGGUGCCCAGGAGCAGCCCUCCUUGCUUCUCAGACAGGCCCCCUCCCCCAGAUAGCACCCCCAAGGGGGCCGCGUCUUCCCCACUGUGCCCAGGCCACGGGAGCAGCACAAAGCUCCUGGCACUGGGGUGGGGCACGCCGAACCGCCCUGCCACCGGGCACCCUCCUCCCAGCUGUCGUGCAGCCCUGUCUCCACUAGGUGGCGCCCCCCUUCCUUACAGCCCAGCCAGGCUCUGGCCAAGUGCAGGGAGGGGCUUUGAACUCGGGGCUGAGCAGGGCGAGAAGCCAGCCCUGGGCUGGCACCUGCCAGGGGCAUUGCUCCGUCUGGGUUGGUCUGUCUGCAGCGCCCAUCCCCGUGGGCCCUGCCCGGAUCGCCGAGCUCUGUUGCAGCACCAGUGACCCCCAGACUCCCCCACGGACAGGGCAGCCCGGGCACAGAGAAUGACUCACCGAUGUGCCCAGCGAGUGACCCUGCUGUGGGCACUGCCCUGGGGCAGGAGCUUGGCCGAGCGCGCAACCCUGCCACCUCCUGGCCCACCGGCUAUGGGUCAGCCAGGGGAGGGACCUGGAGCCCAGCUCCCUCCUGCCCAGCCUGGCACAGGAGGGGAUGAUCCCAGCCCACAUCCCAUCCCCUCCCCUCCAGCAGGCUGCAGGGGCCAAGCCAGCGCCUGCUGCCUCCCCCGGGCCCCUCCCAGCAGUCAGGGCUUUUCCUGCUGAGCCCCGUCCCACUCUGGGACCCGUGCGUCUGCCAGGGGCAGCUUGGUUUCCAGACAGCACUUGCCCCUGGUCCAACGGGGUUAAACAGAGCCGUCUGUGCCGUUGUGCCCAUGCCAUGCUGUGCUAGGGGUGGGUGGGGCAGGAGUGGUUCCCCUGGGCAGCCCCCGCCUGUCUGGCUGCAUAGAGGGGCGCUGACAGGCUACCUGGUCCCACCAGCACAGGGGCUGGCUGGCUCAGGGACCGGGCAAGGAGCUGUUCCUGCCUGGGUGAGCCCUGCAGGCCAGCCCAGGGCAGGGGGAACCAAGAGCAGGCCGCAGCGCCCUGUGUGAAAUGAGUUACCAGGCUCAGUCCGGCGCCAGGGGACACGUGGGAGAGGGAUGGACAGG
This is a messenger RNA of Chelonia mydas (Green sea turtle), 6977 nucleotides long. RefSeq names its product probable beta-D-xylosidase 7. The record is from RefSeq and is a predicted model, not a curated record. Gene Ontology annotation, biological process: arabinan catabolic process; xylan catabolic process. Gene Ontology annotation, molecular function: alpha-L-arabinofuranosidase activity; xylan 1,4-beta-xylosidase activity. Gene Ontology annotation, cellular component: plant-type cell wall. The transcript has 15 exons. Lineage: Eukaryota; Metazoa; Chordata; Testudines; Cheloniidae. The coding region runs from base 2715 to 5273 and encodes 852 amino acids.